Molecule: messenger RNA, 1554 nt
Organism: Dictyostelium discoideum AX4
Lineage: Eukaryota; Evosea; Eumycetozoa; Dictyosteliales; Dictyosteliaceae
Gene: nfyA
Exons: 1
Coding region: 1-1554 (517 amino acids)
Biological process (GO): regulation of DNA-templated transcription
Cellular component (GO): CCAAT-binding factor complex; nucleus
Molecular function (GO): DNA binding; DNA-binding transcription factor activity
Source: RefSeq, a predicted model, not a curated record
AUGAAUCAAAUAAAUUAUUUGACAUCCGAACGAAACUUUUUACCACCAACCGAUCGUGAUAUAUUAAACUUAGGGAAUAAUAGUAGUAAUAGUAAUAAUAAUAGUAGUAGUAGUAAUAAUAAUAAUAAUAAUAAUAAUAAUAAUAAUAAUAAUAAUAAUAAUAAUAAUAAUAAUAGUAAUAGUAAUAGUAAUAGUAAUAAUAAUAAUAAUAAUAAUAGUAAUAAUAAUAAUAGUAGUAGCUCACCAGAUCACAUGUCGCUUCAUUCAAAUGGUAUGGAUAUACACCAUAAUCAACAGAACCAUCAUUAUCAAAAUAUUCAACAUCAACCACAUCAUUUCCAACAAAACUACGAUGAAAGAAGAAUAGAUUAUGGAAAUAAUAAUAAUAACAAUAAUACAAAUUCAAUGAAUAAUUCUAAUAAUAAUUCUAAUAAUAAUUCUAAUAAUAAUUCAAAUAAUAAUAAUAAUAAUAAUAAUAAUAAUAAUAAUAAUAAUAAUAAUAAUAAUUCAAAUAAUAAUAAUAAUUCAAAUAACAAUAAUUUUAAUUAUAAUAUUAAACAACAACCACAACAAACAUUACAAAAUCAAAUUGUAAAUAUGAACGGUAAUAUUAUUACAUCGAAUGGAAACCAUCAUUAUCCAACGCCCCAUAUGCUUUAUGCUAGAAUGGCGGAAAUAGUGGAGGAACCUUUAUAUGUAAAUGCAAAACAAUAUAAUAGAAUUUUAAAAAGACGUGCAGCUCGUGCAAAAUUAGAAUCUGAAAAUAAGUUACCAAAAACUAGAAAAGCAUAUCAACAUGAAAGUAGACAUCAACAUGCAAUUAGAAGACAAAGAGGUUGUGGUGGUAGAUUCUUAACAAAAGCUGAUCAAGCAAAAUUAGAUGCUCAAAAUGCUGCUAAUGCCGCUGCUGCUGCUGCCAAUCCAAAUGCUAGCUCCACAUCUACAACCACUUCAAAUAUUACCAACAACAAUAAUAAUAAUAAUAACAACAACAACACAAAUAAUAAUAAUAAUAAUAAUAACACAAAUGUAAAUGGUAGUGGUGGUAGUGGUGGUAGUAAUAAAAUCGCUUCUUCUGAUGAUGAUAUUGAAAAUGAUGUUGAAAAUGAUAGUGAUAGUGCCAAUAUUAAAAAUAAUUCAAAUAGUCCAAAUCAAUCUUCCUCCUCUCCUCCUCCUUCAAAAUCUAAAGUUGUUAAAAAAUCAAAUACUAUAAAUAAAAGAAAUAAUAAUAUUAAUAAUAAUAAUAAUAAUAAUAACAACAAUAAUAAUGAGAAAACGCAACCAAUAUCUUCUUCAUCUUCUUCUUCUUCACCUUUACUAAAUAAUGGUCAUAUACAGGCUCAACAAAAUCAAUCACCAUCCUCUUCACCAUCUCAAAAUCUUCCUCCAUUAAAUUUUAGUAAUAACAUUAAUAACAAUAUCAAUAAUAAUGGCAAUCCGACAAAUUUUAAUAAUAACAAUCCAAAUAAUAAUCCAAAUAAUAAUAAUAAUAAUAAUCCAAAUAAUAAUAGUUUCCUUCCGCCACUUUCAAAUUUUUCAAAUAAUAGAUCCUAG